Messenger RNA from Coprinopsis cinerea okayama7#130, 744 nucleotides. RefSeq lists its product as hypothetical. The coding region runs from base 1 to 744 and encodes 247 amino acids. NCBI's taxonomy places the organism in Eukaryota, Fungi, Basidiomycota, Agaricomycetes, Agaricales, Psathyrellaceae. The record is from RefSeq and is a predicted model, not a curated record. The transcript has 3 exons.
AUGAGCUGGGUUCAUUCCGUGCUGGUCCUCCUUCUGUAUGGGUCUUACCUCCGUGUUGGCCUCCCUCCUGUGUUGGUCUUACCUCCGUGUUGGUCUUCCUACCGUAUUGGCACUCAACCCCGCUCCCUUGAUGAUCGAUAUCCUGCCAUGACGGGUUUUACUCGACGUCGGUUAACAUUGACACGCCUGCCUAUUGCUUAUCACUUCAACUCGCGUAUCGGGGUUGGGCGUCGGACUCGGACUCUUGACUCUCGAAUCGCGAUGUGGUUCAAUGCGAUCGGCACGUCGACGAUGGGUUACCCCGGUUUUGUCCCUGAAUCUUCUCCUGGAUCUCUCAAUCGCUGUGCAUGGAAUCGCCCUCCGUGUAAUCGCCGUCCAUGUGUGAAAUUGGGAAUUGGGUGGAAUUGUGGAUGUACCCCUUCGCACGGUAAAGCGUGUACAAAGCCGUCCUGGAUCGCGAUACGCCCGACCAACGAACUGCGUCGUCCGAGAGGAAUUUUUGUAAAAAGUGUUCGUCGAUGUUGUGGUUGUAUGAUGAGAGUUGGUGAGCCCGAGUUGAUCCAUCCCUUCGCCUCGGCUAUUGAUUCGCCGGAGCUUGAGGCUCCUGAGACGAUGGUCUGCAUCAAGCUCGAUUCAAAGCCUGGAUAUGUGCGGCUUCCUGAAGGAAAGAAGGAGGUGUACCAGGGGUAUGGAGAGGAGAGUAUUGAAGGGUGGCAUAAGAAGCAUGGGUGUUUUAAGGCGUGA